AUGUGGGAUUCCCUAAUCGUAAGCAUCAACGAUACGCAUAAGCUAGGUCUGGAGGAUUGUUUGGCCGUUUUUGGCCACGUCCCAAUCACCAAGGCCGUCAAGCACGUCAGACUCACGGAAAUCGAUGCACAGACGUCCACGUUUACGCUCAAGUUUCUUCACACGCAAACGGGUCAGACCAUCGAGAAGAUCAUCUGCUUCAUCGACAACGACUGCGGUAACGAUACUCGUACUGCUACCGGAAUCAAGCAGAUCUUCGACAGGAUGUUCCGCAUCGCUGCAGAGAAAAGGAAGCUCUCCCCUAUCCAGAUCGAUACCGUUGAGUAUCCCUGUACUGUGGUUGACUUGUUGAUCUUGGUGGGCGUAGCACUACCGGCAUUGUGCUACCUCUACCGUCCCGCAUUGCACGUUAUCUUCUUUCUGGUUCCGAACCCGGUGGGCGCCACCUUGGAGACAUGGCUGGACAGUGAUCGCGUGCUGCUAAUAAUCAUUGUAGCUGAGUUCUUGACUCAUGCCCUGGAGACGCUCAUUUUCAUCGUCCCCAGGCUCAAGUACUACCGUGUUCCUGGCGAGUUUGUGCCCGAAUGGCUUCUUCUAGGUCUUCUGGAGGGCUACGGUCCUGCCAGGCGUAUAGACGCUAAGGUUCACACUCUUGGCGAAGGGUCUGUUAAUUAG
Molecule: messenger RNA, 675 nt
Organism: Saccharomyces mikatae IFO 1815
Lineage: Eukaryota; Fungi; Ascomycota; Saccharomycetes; Saccharomycetales; Saccharomycetaceae
Exons: 1
Coding region: 1-675 (224 amino acids)
Source: RefSeq, a predicted model, not a curated record